Molecule: messenger RNA, 336 nt
Organism: Prunus armeniaca (apricot)
Lineage: Eukaryota; Viridiplantae; Streptophyta; Magnoliopsida; Rosales; Rosaceae
Source: the annotation of a GenBank genome assembly
AUGGCGGUUUCUGAUGCAGUGGCUGGGAACUUGACGACGAUCUACGUGGCAGUGAUCACGGGGAUCAAGGCGUAUGGGGUGGUGUUUGGUCAGAGCUUCAGUGGUGGCUUUGUGUUAAUCGUGUCCACCAUCGUGGUGUGCCUUAUCCUGAUUGCGACUCUGACGUGGGACGUGUCCCGUAAAGCCACGUAUGCAAUCCGGCGCGACCAUUCUGUUCAUGUCCACGACAUGUGCAAGGGUGGUAUUUGCUGGCAUGGUGUCGCCGUCCAGUCGUCGGCUUCUGAGGUCCGGCUUAGGCUCCCGCACCAACUGAGCUACGGCUCGUCGUUAAAUUGA